CUCACGCCCAACAAUUAUUAAAACCCUCCCUCCCUUUCCCCCCUUCAUUUGCGAGAGGAAGAGCGAGAGAAAACCAUCUCUUUCUCUCUCUCUCUAAACAUCUUCUCUCUCUCUCUAAACAUCUUCUCUCUCUAAAUAUAGCUCCAAUCCGAAGAUCAUUUUUAGGAGGUUCAGAGAGAGAGAGAGAGGGGAAGGGGCAUAAUGGCGGUGGAGUGCGGUUUGAGAGAGGCGCUGGUGAAACCAGCAAAGGGAGGCGUUGUGGUGGACGAGAUCAAGAAAAUAUGUGUAAUUGCAGGGCCGAUGAUCGUUGUUAACAUGACGCAGUAUCUUUUACAGGUGGUUUCGGUAAUGGUGGUCGGCCACCUAGGCGAGCUGUCCCUCUCUGGUGCUGCCAUAGCUACAUCUCUCGCUGGAGUCUCUGGCUUCAGCCUCCUUAUUGGGAUGGCCAGCGCUCUAGAAACAUUGUGCGGUCAGGCCUAUGGAGCAGAGCAAUACCAGGAGGUGGGAAUAUAUACUCAGAGAGCUGCCAUCACUCUCUCUCUAGUCUGCAUUCCAAUGUCAUUCAUUUGGGCAUCAAUGUCCAAAAUUCUCUCUCUAAUUGGCCAAGACCCCGCUAUCUCAGCGGAAGCAGGGCGCUACAUUGUAUGGUUGAUACCGGGUCUCUUUGCUUUCGCUCUUCUCCAACCCCUUGUCAAGUUUUUGCAGGCACAGAGCAUCACAAUGCCCAUGCUCCUCAGCUCUACUGCAACUCUAUGUUUACAUGUACCCCUGUGUUGGGCUUUGGUUUUUCCAUGCCAGUUAGGUAGCAUAGGAGCUGCUAUGUCCAUGAGCAUUACUACGUGGGCAAAUGUUCUCAUGUUGGGAUGUUACAUUAAGUUUUCACCAAAAUGUAAGAGGACCUUAGCACCUCUGUCGAAGGAGGCUUUUCGGGGGUUAGGAGAGUUCUUCAGACUCGCCUUUCCAUCUGCUACAAUGAUCUGUUUGGAGUACUGGUCAUUUGAGCUGCUGGUUCUGCUUUCUGGGCUCCUGCCUAACCCCAAGCUUGAAACAUCCGUCCUAUCCAUAUGCCUGAGUACCCUUUCCUUGCUUUACUCAAUUCCCUACGGCCUUGGUGCUGCUGCUAGCACUCGCAUUUCGAAUGAAUUGGGGGCAGGGUGCCCACAAGAGGCUGCGCUAGUGGUGCGUGUGGUAAUGGCAAUCACUCUGACAGAGGCACUGAGCAUGAGUGUCAUUGUGUUUGUGGCACGCUAUUUGCUGGGGUAUGCUUUCAGCAACGAGGAGGAGGUGGUGAAGUAUGUGGCCCGGAUGGCGCCUCUUUUUUCAGCUUCCACCUUCAUGGAUGGCAUCCAAGGGGUUCUUUCAGGGGUGGCCAGAGGGUGUGGAUGGCAGCAUAUAGGAGCAUAUAUAAACCUUGGGGCCUUCUAUUUAGUGGGCAUCCCCGCGGCCUUGGUCUUAGGUUUUAUUGUGCAAAUGAGGGGCAUGGGCCUGUGGAUUGGGAUCUUGUGUGGUGCCACUGUUCAAACUGUCCUCCUCGCUCUCAUCACACUUUUCACAAACUGGCAGCAUCAGGCAAAUAAGGCGAGGGAGAGGGUGUUUCAAAAUCCGGCUGCUGAUGCUCUUCUUCAUUGAAGGGAAGAGAGAGCAUUGUUCUCACAUUUCAUGAUCACUCACCAUGUACUGCUGACGAAUAAUUAGGGAUUGGAUGGAGCCUUUCGAGGCAAAAUUUUGUAGGAUUAUAAUGUAGAGUAAUCAAAUUCAACAUUUACUGUUAAUGCCCAAACAGUUUUUCAACUGCUGCCCAUUGAAGCCUGAACCAUCGAAAUCGGUAAGAGUAUUUGAAUAUUGUAAAAGUAUAGCAUUUAGUGUGUUAUAUAUGAUUACCAUUUCAUGUGAGUGUGCGUUUUUAGCAUUUCUUUUGGUGGAUUUUUUAUUGGUUGCAGCUAUGAGUUGAGUGACAAUUAUUGUUAUUUUUGCUUUGUUUAACUUAAAAUCUCACUUGUAAUCCAGAAGUUUAACUUUUGAAAUGGAUUUCAGGUCUUUGCGUCUC
Messenger RNA from Amborella trichopoda, 2047 nucleotides. RefSeq names its product protein DETOXIFICATION 12. Lineage: Eukaryota; Viridiplantae; Streptophyta; Magnoliopsida; Amborellales; Amborellaceae. Gene Ontology annotation, biological process: xenobiotic detoxification by transmembrane export across the plasma membrane. The record is from RefSeq and is a predicted model, not a curated record. Gene Ontology annotation, cellular component: membrane. Gene Ontology annotation, molecular function: xenobiotic transmembrane transporter activity; antiporter activity.